Messenger RNA from Dermacentor silvarum, 904 nucleotides. RefSeq names its product TM2 domain-containing protein CG10795 (gene bisc). The transcript has a single exon. NCBI's taxonomy places the organism in Eukaryota, Metazoa, Arthropoda, Arachnida, Ixodida, Ixodidae. The coding region runs from base 238 to 786 and encodes 182 amino acids. The record is from RefSeq and is a predicted model, not a curated record.
GUUUGCAUGGGUGUUCUGUGGUUGUAUGGUGCAGAGGUAGCUUCGGUAAACACGUCUUUUGCGGUUGUGCCGCAAUGCUAGCAUUCUGCGGUUCUUUUGCGAGAAUAUUUUUUUUUUCUCACCAUGUGAACUGAAAGCAUAAAGGAAUGUGAAGCCACGCACGCUGCUCUGGGGUUAUCGGGUGUGCUGUGCAAUGAAACUUUCUUCAGAAAGACUCCGUGGGACAGCUUAAGGGCGAUGCCGACGUUAACGGCAGCGUGUACUAUGCUAAUAAGCAUCGCCGCAAACUGCGCAGCUCUCGGCACUUACGAAGCCAACUGCAGUACGCUCCUGAUGGGCCAGUACUUUUGUGCGGCACCCGAAAUCGACCCGGCCACGCAGCAGCCCAAGACUUGCGGCCCCGACAACCAAGCGCGCAUUAUGUGCACCGCGGCCGAUGGUAUAGUCUGCAAGAACGGCACCGGAACCGGCCGGGACACUUUCGAGAAGGCAAUUCCGUGCCGCUACACCAACGGUUACUCCUUCGAGACCGCACUAUUGCUUUCCGUAUUCCUCGGCAUGUUCGGCGUGGAUCGCUUUUACUUGGGCUACCCUGCUGUCGGCCUUGCCAAGUUCUGCACGCUCGGGUUCAUGUUCCUCGGCCAGCUGGUGGACAUUAUUCUCAUCUCGAUGCAGGUUGUUGGCCCCGCCGACGGUUCGCAUUAUGUGAUCAGUUACUUCGGCCCCUGCCUGCGAUUUCUGGGGAUCGACAAUGACACUUACGUUUUGCCACAAGACGAUUGGUGAUGUAGCGAUAACUCUCGUUCGCAGAUUGCAUGGCAAAGUGAAGGGCUAAUAUAUAGCUAUUUCCUUGAUCUGUGCUUUCAAAUAAACACCUUGAAUACAUCGGAUAACAAGUUCUUUA